AAUAACGCGUUCGAACUAGUCCACAUUCAUUUCUCCAUAUAAGCAUGGGAAAGCUUAGGACAGACUAAAAUAUUUGUGGUUGCUCCCUCACGUUUUUAUAUAAGGGAAAGAGGGAGGAAAGCAAAGUUCACCGAUCAGGUGAAGCAAAAGGAAGAAGAAAGAGAGUUGGAAGCGUGAGGGAUGGAUGUGGAAUGGAGGAAAUGGUACCUGGACGUGAUGCUUGUGCCCUUGGGGUUCCUGGCGAUGAUUGCUUACCAUGUCUGGUUAUGGCACCAGGUUCGCACCCACCCUCUCUCCACCAUUAUCGGCACUAAUGCUCGCGCCCGCCGCUUCUGGGUUUCUGCCAUGAUCAAGGACAACGAGAAGAAGAACAUACUAGCGGUGCAAUCACUGAGGAACAUGAUAAUGGGGUCGACAUUGAUGGCAACGACAUCGAUCCUUCUAAGCACGGGAUUGGCGGCGGUGAUUAGCAGCACGUACAGUGUGAAGAAGCCUUUGAAUGAUGCGGUUUACGGGGCACAUGGGGACUUCACGGUGGCCCUCAAAUAUGUCACUCUCCUCACCCUCUUCCUCUUCUCCUUCCUUUGCCACUCCCUCUCCAUCUGUUUCAUCAGCCAAGUCAACAUCCUCAUCAACUGCCCCCAGGAUAGUGAUGGGGCAGUGUUGCCGGAGUAUGUGAUGGAGCUGCUAGAGAAGGGAUUCGUGCUCAACACCAUCGGGAACCGCCUCUUCUACGCGGGCCUGCCGCUGCUGCUGUGGAUAUUUGGGCCAGUCCUUGUCUUCCUAUUCUCUCUCACUCUCGUCCCCAUCCUCUACAACCUUGAUUUUGUCUUCCUCAAAUCAGAUCACUCCAAGCCCAAAUCCAUCAGCAAUACUAGCACCACAAACGGAACCAUCACCAGCACCAGCAUCCACUUUGUUUGACCCAACCUUUCCAAUUAAUCCUACUCUAUAUGGAAAGAUUGGACUUAUGUGCUCAUCAUGUGUAUAUGUAGGAGUUACAAGCUUGUUACAUGUCAUCCUGCCUCCAUGUUGAGUUGUUCCCCUCAUUUCUCUAGCAUUUCAGAGUACAAAUCCGCCGCUUAACAUAUGUCCAACUAUAUAUCUACUCGCCAUUUAUUCGAAAGAAAAACCAUUAU
Molecule: messenger RNA, 1139 nt
Organism: Eucalyptus grandis
Lineage: Eukaryota; Viridiplantae; Streptophyta; Magnoliopsida; Myrtales; Myrtaceae
Exons: 2
Coding region: 181-924 (247 amino acids)
Source: RefSeq, a predicted model, not a curated record